AUGUCCUCCCACUCAGAGUGCUGUGAAUUCGACAUGUCCUCGGAGGGAGUUCCGGUGCCUGAUGAGUUGUUGUCGUCAGCUAAGCUCUCCCGCUCACGACACUCUUCUUACGAUCCGGGAUUCUGCGACGGAUAUGCUGGCACACCUCAGCACAGCAUCCAUUCUCCUCACCAACAAGAGGAUGCGACCUUCUCAAACACUCCUCGCUCACCAUUCCUCCGCCUCCCGGCAGACAUCCGAAACAUCAUCUACAACUUCGCCUUUUUCGAAUCCUCAGGGAUCCAUGUAGACUUUAAUGCAGAUUCUCCGUACCCGCGGCGCACCUCAAUCAUCUCUAACCCGGACACAACGAGCAGCAUCUUCUCCCUAUCCAUAACGUGCAAGGAGAUCUACGAUGAAAGUUGCAAUCUCCCUUUCUGGCUCAACACUACCAACCUCCACGUACCAAUUCUGCAAGACCUGUGGACUCUGCGAAAUGCCACAUUCUACGCUCAGCCUAACUCAGGAAGCCCAUCAAGUACCGCCUGGCCAAUGUUGCCGCCAAGUCCAGCCUCGAGAAGACGAGUAAUCGCGCUGCCACCCGCUAGCUUAACAGUGAAGUCGCCUCUUCUCCGACAGAAAGCUCAGGAAUAUGUGACGCUGGCAAUGAGAUUGCCGCACUUGGAUGAUAUCGUAUCCAGACUAAAUUACACGAUUUGUGAGCCAACCAGAAUCGGAAGACUGAACAGAGUCCACAUCCACCUUGGAAGUCAGACCAAUAAUGUUUUUAUCGAGAGGUUCUUCACGGCCUGGUCGGCGGUUCUACCGAGCUUAUUUGCUCUAGAGGCCGCCGUGAGGGACUUGCGGGUGUCAUUUGCAUUGAGGGUCUCGAGGAGAAUGGUGGUCGACUAUGAAUUUAGUGUCAGCAACGGAGGCGUCAAAUGUCUCGAGGAGAUUGACCGAUGUGUUGUCGUUCCUUACGCUGGAGAACUUACAAUUCCUGAACUGGGCACGAUCAACAGCAUUCGAAGCAGGAUCUGGAAAGGCUUUUUCGGCGAGGAUGAGAAGCCACCGACGAGCUUCAAG
Pseudocercospora fijiensis CIRAD86 is the source of this 1065-nucleotide messenger RNA. RefSeq lists its product as uncharacterized. The record is from RefSeq and is a predicted model, not a curated record. The annotation marks the transcript as partial. The transcript has a single exon. Lineage: Eukaryota; Fungi; Ascomycota; Dothideomycetes; Mycosphaerellales; Mycosphaerellaceae.